UAGUUGACCAAAAUAUGUUUGAAAAUUCAAAUACUACCCUGGCACCAAAGUUGCCCAUUGUCAAAUCUGCCUUCCGUUCCUCCACUGGUACAAAUCUGCGAAUGCAGCCAGAGUGGAAAACUGGCAGUCAACAUCUAAAAAACCUCAGCAUGUCUGUUGGUGCAAAAGUCAGUGAUUUCCUGCGCAGGAAAGAGCCCACCAACCAGAGCAUCUUUGGGGUAACAGAAGUCAAUGAGCGUGCAGAGGCAGCCCUCCCUUUUGGACAAGGCACAUUGCUGGGAGGUCAGGACCAGGCAAAUAGGCAGACAUCAACAAAUGUAAUUCCAAGGCUUAAUCCACCCCCACUGAGUACCAAAAAGCGUACUCCAAGAGCUCUGAAAACCACUCAAGAUCUACUGAUUGCUUCCAAACCACAGAUGAAGACUACAGAAAUUUUACUUCCUGAGGAACUCCGGAAACUUCAGUGCCCACCCACUAAUACAGAGGCAGCUUUUAGAGAAAUUAAUUCAUUGACCCAGGGGAAAGUUGGAACCAGCAAUAGGGCAUUUGAUGUGCCUGAUCUCAUUCAUAAGAAGAAUAUGGAGCCCAAACAAAGUGCAAUUCAUGGUAUACCUUCUUCUACUCUCCCAGAAAAUGUGGCUCUUAGACUUGAUUUAACUGCUGGUAAACGCAUUCCUGAAUACCAAAGCUGUAAGAUGCCUUCAGAAGCAAAGAUACCAACCUUAGAAGGUGAAAGUCAUAGCCCAGACUUGUUGUCUUUUGAGUAAAACUGUCUUUUAUUUACAGCAGUGCCUCACUUUUAUUGCCAAGAUGAUCAUCAUAGCAAUUUCUUUAUGAAAACUUUCUGAGCCAGGUGUUGGAAUUGUUCCCAUAUUCCCUGAAAGCAGCUUUCUAUUCUC
Molecule: messenger RNA, 899 nt
Organism: Protobothrops mucrosquamatus (brown spotted pit viper)
Lineage: Eukaryota; Metazoa; Chordata; Lepidosauria; Squamata; Viperidae
Gene: CUNH1orf226
Product: chromosome unknown C1orf226 homolog
Exons: 2
Coding region: 15-767 (250 amino acids)
Source: RefSeq, a predicted model, not a curated record